AUGAGAACAGAACAAUCAAUUCCUGUAGCCUUGUAUAAACAGACCGACCUUGAGAAGAAUGAGCAUCUUAUCCGGUUAAAUGCUGCAAUUGAUGUAUGCAGAUACUUGUUGCAUCAAGGACAACCUUUUCGUGGCCAUGAUGAGUCAAAAGAGUCUACAAAUAAAGGUAACUACAGGGAGUUGAUGGAUUAUACAAUUAUGCACAAUGAUGUUAUAGCCAAAGCAUUCAAAAAUGCUCCACUUAAUAAUCAGUUACUGUCUUCAACAAUUCAGAAGGAUAUUACUGAGUGCUUUGCAGAAGAAGUAUUGAGUUGUAUUUUGAAGGAGCUUGACAAUGGCGUGUUCAGCUUAUUAGUUGAUGAAUGUCGUGAUGUUUCCGACAAAGAGCAAAUGGCAGUGGUUCUACGCUAUGUAGAUACAUGUGGGCUAUCAAAUGAGAGGUUUGUUGGUGUUCUUCAUGUGGAGGAAACAACAUCUGCUUAUCUCAAGUCUAAAAUUGAUUUUAUAAUUGCAAAGCUUGGCUUGAGUCUACAACAAGUGAGAGGACAAGGUUAUGAUGGGGCCAGUAAUAUGGCAGGUGAGUUUAAUGGUUUGCAAACCAAGAUUAUGAGGGAGAACAGCUCAGCUUAUUACGUACAUUGUUUUGCUCAUAAACUUAACUUGGUUGUUGUGGCCAUUGCAAAAAAGAUAUUUGAUGUUGGAGAUUUCUUUGAUAUGAUAUCAUUAUUGGUGAAUGUCGUUGGAUCAUCUUGCAAGAGAAAGGAUAAACUUCGAGAGAACCAUCGAGAAGAAGUGAGGAAAGCAAUUGGUAAGGGAGAGAUUGCUACAGGGUCCGGAUUAAACCAGGAGCUUUCUCUUCAAAGACCAGGAGAUACAAGAUGGAAUUCUCACUAUACCACUUUGUCAAGUUUGUCGAAGAUGUUUACCUCGGUGAUAAAAGUUCUAGAGUAUGUGGAGGAAGAGGGCUCAGAUGCUACUAAGCAACGUCAAGCCAGUGGUCUUCUAAAAUAUUAACGGUCAUUUGAUUCUGCAUUCUUUCUACACAUGAUGAUGAUUAUAUUAGCUUUAACAAAUGGGCUGUCAAAAACAUUUCAGAGAAAGGAUAUGGACAUUGUAAAUGCUAUAUCAGAUGUGGAAUCUGUUAAGCGAGAGCUAGAUAAGCUUAGAUCUCAACAUGGAUGGAAUUCUCUCCUGAGCAAGGUAUGUUCUUUUUGCGACAAGAAUGAUAUCUCAGUUGUGGACAUGGAAAAGGAGUACGUAAAUCCAAAGAAGCCAAGGCAGAGGACUGGCAUUAAUAAUGAGCAUCAUUAUAGAGUUGAUUGUUUUUUUGCUGUCUUGGAUUUAUUGGCAGAAGAACUAAAUCGCAGAUUCAAUGAGGUAAACAAUGAGUUGCUUUGUUGUAUGUCUGCUUUCAACCCAAGCGGUCAGUUUAGUCACUAUGAUCAUGAGAAGUUGUUGAAGUUGGCUAAGUUUUAUCCUAAUGACUUUAGUGAUACUGAGUUGGAGCAUCUUGAGAAGGAGCUUUGCCUGUACAUAGAUAAUGUACGCAAUGAUACAAGAUUUGCUAGCUUGGAAACUAUCAAUGAUCUGGCUAAACUGAUGGUAUCUACGAAGAAGCACUUUUCUUAUCCUCUUGUCUAUCGACUUUUGAAAUUAGUACUGACUCUUCCUGUUGCCACUGCAACCGUUGAGAGAUGCUUCUCCGCAAUGAAGCUUGUGAAGAAUGCUUUACGUAACAAGAUGGGUGAUGAUUAUUUGAGCAAUAGCCUUAUUUGCUUCGUAGAAAAGGAAAUGCUAGAUAAUAUUAUUAAUGAGGUGAUAGUUAAACGCUUUCAUGCGAAAAGCCGACGUGGGAUGAAACGGAAGGAGGUAAUGUUCUCAAGCUUAUUUUAUUUAUUUAUCAGUAUUUACAUUCUCUCAUAUUUAAAGAUGUUUCUUUUUCAUGCAGCUUGAAGCUUAGAAAUUUGGGGCGUAUGAAUAAAAAGGAACGACAUAUUGAUUUCUCAAGUUUUUGUGCCUUAAGUGGUUAGUUUACAUUUACUUUGGGAAUGAACUUUUCAUAAGUAUAUUCAUGAAAUAUAUGACUUUGCUUCUUACACACUAUAUAUGUGCUUGUGUGGUUGGGAUUUUAA
This is a messenger RNA of Aegilops tauschii subsp. strangulata, 2132 nucleotides long. RefSeq lists its product as uncharacterized. The record is from RefSeq and is a predicted model, not a curated record. NCBI's taxonomy places the organism in Eukaryota, Viridiplantae, Streptophyta, Magnoliopsida, Poales, Poaceae. Gene Ontology annotation, molecular function: protein dimerization activity.